AUCAAGGAAGGAUGAAGAUAAUCGUUUCUCUUAUCAGCAAUCGAGUUUCUCGGUACAUCCCGAAAUUUCCAAACUUUCCCGUUUGUCACACAAAAACAUCAAAAACGUCAGGAGCUUUAUCGCUCGGAAAAAAAAAAAAACUUGUGUUCGAUUAUUGGAUCGUACAAAUUUGUGACACCGGUCGAGCCGAGACAGAUGGUUUUAAUGCGCUUCGAUCAAGAUCAUUCCACCGACCACGCGUUUUCGUCAUGGCGGUUUACGUAAUAAAUUAUGCGAAAAAGUAUAAUCUCCGUAUUGUUUACCGAGGGAAAAUGUCUCCUUCACAAGCAAGAUGA
Messenger RNA from Acaulospora morrowiae, 335 nucleotides. The record is from the annotation of a GenBank genome assembly. NCBI's taxonomy places the organism in Eukaryota, Fungi, Glomeromycota, Glomeromycetes, Diversisporales, Acaulosporaceae.